AUGGGGGCAACGACGCAAGAGGCUGAACCCACAGUGCUGGGACUAGUAACAGUUUCAGAGGAGAACCAUGGCCUGGGAACAAGCACAAAGACAACCGUGGAAGACAAAAGUCUGACCAAGCCACCUCUCCUUAGGCAAAGUGCUUCAGAUGAAGUGGGCCACCAAACCCUCAACACCACAGCAAUGCCCAUGGACCCCUUGACCCACUCCCCAGAGCCCACCGUGACACCACUGUCCUCCAUCUAUGAGAGGGAAGGCAUGAGCUCUCCACAGAUGCCUCCCCAGCCAGCCUCAGACAGCUCCUCAAGUGCCACAGCCUUGGGUCUCCGCCACACAGCUGACCCUGCUGUGCCUCUGGUUGACAGGAGCAGCACGUGGGACCCCUCCACAGCCAGCAUUUUGCCUCUGGCAGAUGUCAUGGUGUCCAGUGUGGGGACCACAGUGGGUUCUGGAGGGAGCCCCAUAGAGCUGCCCAGCCUCACUCACACCAUGAGGACACCGACCUCCAUGGCCACCGCAGGGACGGAUGGCGUGGCGUGGCUGGGCACCAUCACUGCAGGCACUGCAGUUUUAUGCACUUCGACACAAACAAUAACCUCAGCUUUAGAGACAACCUCCUCCCUGCUCUACAGCCACACGGUAACAACGAGCCCAGCAGCUCAAUCAACCACUGCAGUCAAUCCCAGCACAGAUGGAACAUCUUCUGCUUCUGCUGUCACCUCCACAACUCCACAAAUAACAGAAUCCACCACGACAGUCCUUGUAACAUCAUCGUCCCCCGCUCCAGACCAAAGCCCAACAACAGCCACCACAUCCCCUCUUCUAAGCACACCCGAUGAGAACAUUUCCGCAACUCUGACAACUUCUACACCCAUUUCCUCUUUUCCAAAAACCUCCAUGGCUACCAGCACGGGUGCAUCCACCCUGGAGGAAAGCACUGUGAUCGCCACAACCACUAUGCAAGAUAAUUACACCACCAUCUCUCCGGCCACAUCUACUCCAGAAACUAAAACUUUAGUUUCUUCGACUCAAGCACAAACCUCUGCUAUAGAGACAACCUCCUCCCUGCUCUCCAGCAGCACGGCAACAACGAGCCCAGCAGAUCAAACAACCACAGCAGUCAAUCCCAGCACACCUGGAACAUCUAAUUCCGCUGUCACCUACAUAACUCCACAGAUAACAGAAUACCCCACCACAGUCCUUGUGACUUCAUCCUCCUCUGCACCAGCCACAAGCCCAACUACAUCCACCACAUCCACUCUUCUGAGCACAUCUGAGGAGAACAUUUCCACUACUUUGACAACUCCAUCAAUUUCAUCUUUUUCAACAAAAUCUAGUGCUACCAGCACGGCUGCAUCUACCCUGGAGGAAAGCACUGUAAUCGGGAAAACAACCAUGCAGGAAAACUACACCAUCGUCUCCACGAACACAUCUCCUCCAGAAACUACAGCUUUACUCACUUCGACUCAAGCACAAACUUCUGCUAUAGAGACAACCUCCUCCCUGAUCUCCAGCAGCACAGGAACAAUGACCCCAGCAGCUCAAACAACCACUGCAGUCAAUCCCAGCACAGCUGGAACAUCUUCUGCUUCUGCUGUCACUUCCACAACUGCACAGAUAACAGAAUCGCCCACCACAGACCUUGUAAGAUCAUCCUCCUCUGCUCCAGCCUCGAGACCAACUACAGCCACCACAUCAUCUCCUCUGAGCACAUCUGAGGAGAACAUUUCCACAACUUUGACAACUUCUACACCCAUUUCCUCUCUGUCAACAGCCUCCACUGCUACCAGCCCGAGAGCAUCCACCCUGGAGGAAAGCACUGUAAUCGCCACAACAACCACGCAGGAAAAUGACACCACCUUCUCCACCGCCACAUCUCUUUCAGAAACUACAGCUUUACCCUCUUCGACUCAAGCACAAAGCUCUGCUUUCGAGACAACCUCCUACAUGAUCUCUAGCAGCACAGCAACAACGAGCCCAGCAGCUCAAACAACCACUGCAGUCACUCCCAGCACAGCUGGAACAACUUCUGCUUCCGCUGUCACCUCCACAACUCCACAGAUAACAGAAUCACCCACCACAGUCCUUGUGACUUCAUCCUCCUCUGCUACAGCCACAAGUCCAACUACAGCCACCACAUCCCCUCUUCUGAGCACAUCUGAUGAGAACAUUUCCACAACUUUGACAACUACACCCAUCUCCUCUUUUCCAACAAAAUCUAGUGCUACCAGCACGGCUGCAUCCACCCUGGAGGAAAGUACUGUUAUCGCCACAACAACCAUGGAGGAAAAUCACACCACCGUCUCCAUGGCCACAUCUCCUCCAGAAACUACAGCUUUACCCUCUUCGAGUCAAGCACAAAGCUCUGCUUUCGAGACAACCUCCUCCCUGAUCUCCAGCAGCAGGGCAACAACGAGCUCAGCAGCUCAAUCAACCACUGCAGUCAAUCCCAGCACAGAUGGAACAUCUUCUGCUUCUGCUGUCACCUCCACAACUGCACAGAUAACAGAUUCGCCGACCACAGUCCUUGUAAGAUCAUCCUCCUCUGCUCCAGUCCCAAGCCCAACUACAGCCACCACAUCAUCUCUUCUGAGCACAUCUGAGGAGAACAUUUCCACAACCUUGACAACUUCUACAUCCACUUCAUCUUUUUCAACAAAAUCUAGUGCUACCAGCAGGGGUGCAUCCACCAUGGAGGAAAGCACUGUGAUCGCCACAACCACCAUGCAGGAAGACUACACCACCGUCUCUACGAACACAUCUCCUCCAGAAACUACAGCUUUACCCUCUUCGACUCAAGCACAAAGCUCUGCUUUUGAGAAAACCUCCUCCCUGAUCUCCAGCAGCACAGGAACAACGAGCACAGCAGCUCAAACAACCACUGCAGUCCCUCCCAGCCCAGCUGGAACAACUUCUGCUUCCGCUGUCACCUCCACAACUCCACAGAUAACAGAAUCACCCACCACAGUCCUUGUAACUUCAUCCUCCUCUGCUCCAGCCACAAGCCCAACUACAGCCACCACAUCAUCUCUUCUGAGCACAUCCGAGAAUAUUUCCACAACUUUGACAACUUCGAUACCCAUUUCCUCUCUGUCAACAGCCUCCACUGCUACCAGCCCGAGAGCAUCCACCCUGGAGGAAAGCACUGUAAUCGCCACAACAACCACGGAGGAAAAUGACACCACCUUCUCUACGGCCACAUCUCUUUCAGAAACUACAGCUUUACCCUCUUCGACUCAAGCACAAAGCUCUGCUUUCGAGACAACCUCCUACAUGAUCUCUAGCAGCACAGCAACAACGAGCCCAGCAGCUCAAACAACCACUGCAGUCACUCCCAGCACAGCUGGAACAACUUCUGCUUCCGCUGUCACCUCCACAACUCCACAGAUAACAGAAUCCCCCAGCACAGUCCUUGUGACUUCAUCCUCCUCUGCUACAGCCACAAGUCCAACUACAGCCACCACAUCCCCUCUUCUGAGCACAUCUGAUGAGAACAUUUCCACAACUUUGACAACUACACCCAUCUCCUCUUUUCCAACAAAAUCUAGUGCUACCAGCACGGCUGCAUCCACCCUGGAGGAAAGUACUGUUAUCGCCACAACAACCAUGGAGGAAAAUCACACCACCGUCUCCAUGGCCACAUCUCCUCCAGAAACUACAGCUUUACCCUCUUCGACUCAAGCACAAAGCUCUGCUUUCGAGACAACCUCCUCCCUGAUCUCCAGCAGCAGGGCAACAACGAGCUCAGCAGCUCAAUCAACCACUGCAGUCAAUCCCAGCACAGAUGGAACAUCUUCUGCUUCUGCUGUCACCUCCACAACUGCACAGAUAACAGAUUCGCCGACCACAGUCCUUGUAAGAUCAUCCUCCUCUGCUCCAGUCCCAAGCCCAACUACAGCCACCACAUCAUCUCUUCUGAGCACAUCUGAGGAGAACAUUUCCACAACCUUGACAACUUCUACAUCCACUUCAUCUUUUUCAACAAAAUCUAGUGCUACCAGCAGGGGUGCAUCCACCAUGGAGGAAAGCACUGUGAUCGCCACAACCACCAUGCAGGAAGACUACACCACCGUCUCUACGAACACAUCUCCUCCAGAAACUACAGCUUUACCCUCUUCGACUCAAGCACAAAGCUCUGCUUUUGAGAAAACCUCCUCCCUGAUCUCCAGCAGCACAGGAACAACGAGCACAGCAGCUCAAACAACCACUGCAGUCCCUCCCAGCCCAGCUGGAACAACUUCUGCUUCCGCUGUCACCUCCACAACUCCACAGAUAACAGAAUCACCCACCACAGUCCUUGUAACUUCAUCCUCCUCUGCUCCAGCCACAAGCCCAACUACAGCCACCACAUCAUCUCUUCUGAGCACAUCCGAGAAUAUUUCCACAACUUUGACAACUUCGAUACCCAUUUCCUCUCUGUCAACAGCCUCCACUGCUACCAGCCCGAGAGCAUCCACCCUGGAGGAAAGCACUGUAAUCGCCACAACAACCACGGAGGAAAAUGACACCACCUUCUCUACGGCCACAUCUCUUUCAGAAACUACAGCUUUACCCUCUUCGACUCAAGCACAAAGCUCUGCUUUCGAGACAACCUCCUACAUGAUCUCUAGCAGCACAGCAACAACGAGCCCAGCAGCUCAAACAACCACUGCAGUCACUCCCAGCACAGCUGGAACAACUUCUGCUUCCGCUGUCACCUCCACAACUCCACAGAUAACAGAAUCCCCCAGCACAGUCCUUGUGACUUCAUCCUCCUCUGCUACAGCCACAAGUCCAACUACAGCCACCACAUCCCCUCUUCUGAGCACAUCUGAUGAGAACAUUUCCACAACUUUGACAACUACACCCAUCUCCUCUUUUCCAACAAAAUCUAGUGCUACCAGCACGGCUGCAUCCACCCUGGAGGAAAGUACUGUUAUCGCCACAACAACCAUGGAGGAAAAUCACACCACCGUCUCCAUGGCCACAUCUCCUCCAGAAACUACAGCUUUACCCUCUUCGACUCAAGCACAAAGCUCUGCUUUCGAGACAACCUCCUCCCUGAUCUCCAGCAGCAGGGCAACAACGAGCACAGCAGCUCAAUCAACCACUGCAGUCAAUCCCAGCACAGAUGGAACAUCUUCUGCUUCUGCUGUCACCUCCACAACUGCACAGAUAACAGAUUCGCCGACCACAGUCCUUGUAAGAUCAUCCUCCUCUGCUCCAGUCCCAAGCCCAACUACAGCCACCACAUCAUCUCUUCUGAGCACAUCUGAGGAGAACAUUUCCACAACCUUGACAACUUCUACAUCCACUUCAUCUUUUUCAACAAAAUCUAGUGCUACCAGCAGGGGUGCAUCCACCAUGGAGGAAAGCACUGUGAUCGCCACAACCACCAUGCAGGAAGACUACACCACCGUCUCUACGAACACAUCUCCUCCAGAAACUACAGCUUUACCCUCUUCGACUCAAGCACAAAGCUCUGCUUUUGAGAAAACCUCCUCCCUGAUCUCCAGCAGCACAGGAACAACGAGCACAGCAGCUCAAACAACCACUGCAGUCCCUCCCAGCCCAGCUGGAACAACUUCUGCUUCCGCUGUCACCUCCACAACUCCACAGAUAACAGAAUCACCCACCACAGUCCUUGUAACUUCAUCCUCCUCUGCUCCAGCCACAAGCCCAACUACAGCCACCACAUCAUCUCUUCUGAGCACAUCCGAGAAUAUUUCCACAACUUUGACAACUUCGAUACCCAUUUCCUCUCUGUCAACAGCCUCCACUGCUACCAGCCCGAGAGCAUCCACCCUGGAGGAAAGCACUGUAAUCGCCACAACAACCACGGAGGAAAAUGACACCACCUUCUCUACGGCCACAUCUCUUUCAGAAACUACAGCUUUACCCUCUUCGACUCAAGCACAAAGCUCUGCUUUCGAGACAACCUCCUACAUGAUCUCUAGCAGCACAGCAACAACGAGCCCAGCAGCUCAAACAACCACUGCAGUCACUCCCAGCACAGCUGGAACAACUUCUGCUUCCGCUGUCACCUCCACAACUCCACAGAUAACAGAAUCCCCCAGCACAGUCCUUGUGACUUCAUCCUCCUCUGCUACAGCCACAAGUCCAACUACAGCCACCACAUCCCCUCUUCUGAGCACAUCUGAUGAGAACAUUUCCACAACUUUGACAACUACACCCAUCUCCUCUUUUCCAACAAAAUCUAGUGCUACCAGCACGGCUGCAUCCACCCUGGAGGAAAGUACUGUUAUCGCCACAACAACCAUGGAGGAAAAUCACACCACCGUCUCCAUGGCCACAUCUCCUCCAGAAACUACAGCUUUACCCUCUUCGACUCAAGCACAAAGCUCUGCUUUCGAGACAACCUCCUCCCUGAUCUCCAGCAGCAGGGCAACAACGAGCUCAGCAGCUCAAUCAACCACUGCAGUCAAUCCCAGCACAGAUGGAACAUCUUCUGCUUCUGCUGUCACCUCCACAACUGCACAGAUAACAGAUUCGCCGACCACAGUCCUUGUAAGAUCAUCCUCCUCUGCUCCAGUCCCAAGCCCAACUACAGCCACCACAUCAUCUCUUCUGAGCACAUCUGAGGAGAACAUUUCCACAACCUUGACAACUUCUACAUCCACUUCAUCUUUUUCAACAAAAUCUAGUGCUACCAGCAGGGGUGCAUCCACCAUGGAGGAAAGCACUGUGAUCGCCACAACCACCAUGCAGGAAGACUACACCACCGUCUCUACGAACACAUCUCCUCCAGAAACUACAGCUUUACCCUCUUCGACUCAAGCACAAAGCUCUGCUUUUGAGAAAACCUCCUCCCUGAUCUCCAGCAGCACAGGAACAACGAGCACAGCAGCUCAAACAACCACUGCAGUCCCUCCCAGCCCAGCUGGAACAACUUCUGCUUCCGCUGUCACCUCCACAACUCCACAGAUAACAGAAUCACCCACCACAGUCCUUGUAACUUCAUCCUCCUCUGCUCCAGCCACAAGCCCAACUACAGCCACCACAUCAUCUCUUCUGAGCACAUCCGAGAAUAUUUCCACAACUUUGACAACUUCGACACUCAUUUCCUCUCUGUCAACAGCCUCCACUGCUACCAGCCCGAGAGCAUCCACCCUGGAGGAAAGCACUGUAAUCGCCACAACAACCACGCAGGAAAAUGACACCACCUUCUCCACGUCCACAUCUCUUUCAGAAACUACAGCUUUACCCUCUUCGACUCAAGCACAAAGCUCUGCUUUUGAGACAACCUCCUACAUGAUCUCUAGCAGCACAGCAACAACGAGCCCAGCAACUCAAACAACCACCGCAGUCACUCCCAGCACAGAUGAAACCUCUUCUGCUUCUGCUGUCACCUCCACAACAACACUGAUAACAGAUUCGCCCACCACAGUCCUUGUAACUUCAUCUUCCUCUGCUCCAGUCCCAAGCCCAACUACAGCCACCACAUCAUCUCUUCUGAGCACAUCCGAGAAUAUUUCCGCAACUUUGACAGCUUCUACAUCCACUUCAUCUUUUCCAACAAAAUCUAGUGCUACUAGCAGGGGUGCAUCCACCCUGGAGGAAAGCACUGUGAUCGCCACAACAACUACGCAGGAAAAUGACACCACCUCCUCCACGGCCACAUCUCUUUCAGAAACUACAGCUUUACCCUCUUCGACUCAAGCACAAAGCUCUGCUUUCGAGACAACCUCCUACAUGGUCUCUAGCAGCACAGCAACAACGAGCCCAGCAGCUCAAACAACCGUUGCAGUCAAUCCCAGCACAGAUGGAACAUCUUCUGCUUCUGCUGUAAUCUCCACAACUGCACAGAUAACAGAAUCCCCCAGCACAGUCCUUGUAUCAUCAUCCUCCUCUGCUCCAGCCUCGGGCCCAACUACAGCCACCACAUCAUCUCUUCUGAGCACACCCGAGAAUAUUUCCACAACUUUCACAACUUCUACACCCAUUUCCUCUCUGUCAACAGCCUCCACUGCUACCAGCCCGAGAGCAUCCACCCUGGAGGAAAGCACUGUAAUCACCACAACAACCAGGAAGGAAAAGGACACCACCGUCUCCACAAACACAUCUCCUCCAGAAACUACAGCUUUACUUUCUUCGACUCCAGCACAAACCUUUGCUUUAGAAAUAACCUCCUCCCUGAUGUCCAGCAGCAGGUCAACAACGAGCGCAGCAGCUCAAACAACCACUGCAAUCACUCCCAAUAACAGAAUCACCCACCACAGUCCUUGUAACAUCAUCGUCUUCUGCUACAGCCACAAGUCCAACUACAGCCACCACAGCAUCUCUUCUGAGCACAUCCGAGAAUAUUUCCACAAUUUUGACAACUUCGACACUCAUUUCCUCUCUCUCAACAGCCUCUUCUGCUACCAGCCCGAGAGCAUCCACCCUGGAGGAAAGCACUGUAAUUGCCACAACAACUACGCAGGAAAAUGA
Messenger RNA from Neopsephotus bourkii (Bourke's parrot), 8430 nucleotides. Its product is annotated as serine-rich adhesin for platelets-like. Lineage: Eukaryota; Metazoa; Chordata; Aves; Psittaciformes; Psittacidae. The record is from RefSeq and is a predicted model, not a curated record. The transcript is spliced from 3 exons. The coding region runs from base 1 to 8430 and encodes 2809 amino acids.